AGUCAUUUGUUAAUUCAAUUUUAACCGGUAUGUUGUGCUAUACUCGGGUUUGUGUUUCGAUUCUUUGCGAAGAACAAAAAAGGGGACGACUCUCUUUCUUGAACCGGGUGGGUGUGUCAAGCCGUGUGUUUUGCAGACUUUCUCGAAGACGCAAUCGCCGGUGUUGUUCUCGACAUCCGUCCGUCCGUCCGUCACCUUCAGGAAACUAGAGACGAUACUUCCGGUUGACUGUCGCCUUUUAUUUAAAGGUGUUUUUUAUACCAAUAAGAAAGGGUUUACCGGGCUAAGUUUACUGUCUUCCAAAACAUAACAGUGCAGUAUGGAAUAACGAAUCGCAGUAACCAGGUGCUGUAUUACGCGAGUGCAAUAUCCACUAUUUUUAUCACUGAGAUUACUGGGGGUUUGUGAAAUUCAACUGUCAAAGUGUGCUGUGUUUCUGAAGAGCAAAUUUUAUCAUUUGAAUCAACCGAAUCAACAACCUAGAAAGUCCAAAGAAGCAAGAGUUGUGAAGUGCAAUUACGAAGUUUAUCACUAUGUUGGUUGUAUCAAGUUAUAUUGUUCCUGUCCUAAAAGGUGUAAAAAAUCAACAUCCCAAAUCGCCCAAGUCUUUUAAGGUGUCCAAACCUGAGUGAGAACAAGUGCUACUGUAUUGUCAGUUCAUUUCAAUUGUUUUGCCCCAGGGAGAUUUAAUUUAUUGAAAUAAGUUUUUCAUGAAUUGAGUGAGAAUUGUCUUCGAGAGAGGCCAACACUAGCCAAUUAAGCUGCCAGCAGCAUGUUUUCCCGAUUGUGUAAGAAUACCAUCUUUCCGAGUGGAGGAGGAUCCACCACUGGUUCGGUGGCUGGUCAUUCGCCUGAUGGCGCAGUUUCAGCAGCAUCGUCAUCUUUAUCACCGGGACCAGCCGUGGUGGCGACAUCUUCAACCACCUCCACACAGUCAUCUUCAUCCAAUGUCGCGCGGACUCAGCCGGCGACUUCAAGUAGCAAUAGUAGCAGCACCGCAUCCCGGCGACAUUUGAACCUUCCAUUGCCGGUGCUGCCACCGCGAUCGGCGGUAGCCCCCCAGAUAAGACCGGAACCUCCUCCGCCAUAUUGGGCACACUUUGCGCAUCGUCCGGUUGUGGUGCCACCUUUGGUUGCCCUCAUCAGUCCGCCGGUUCAUCCGCCUACGCCUCCGGCGUCCUUUUUGCUGCAACAACGUCAGAUUGGUUCUGCUUCUGGCAGCAGCGGCAACAACGAUCAACAGGCCGCUCAUCGACGGCGGGGUAACGAUGAUCAAUCGGUGCAGUCGUUGAACGGUGGAAACCCGCAGCAGCACAACAUUGAGCAGCAACAACAUAUACGCCCAAGGCAGCGUAUCAAGGAGUAUUUUCUAAGUCAAGAUGCAUUUUGCCCGGAUUUGGUACGUAAUUGCAAGAUUACCGCUGACUCACAAUCCGGUCGAAACUCCCCCGAAGCGCCUCCUACCCCACCUAGCAGCAGCGGCCAACCACCUGCGGACGUUCCAGAAGCGCCGCCAGCAUUGGCAGCAGUAGACCAGGAACAGCUCUACAUAGAAAUCGAGGAACUAAACCAAAGCCUAUCCACUAUCCAAGUAGCAAAUGCUAAUUCCACCCGACCUACCGAAGAACCGACGACAGGAACCUGUGAUAUGGGUCAGAACCUAAGCAUCCGGAGGCCGAAAAUAUCGCUCACAUGGGUCCUACGUGAACAAGCUCAACAACAGCAGCUUUCAUCCCAGAAUAAAACGGCAACACUCGGCGGCCAUCAUCAGUUGGCAAAUGGUAAUCAUUAUCAUCAGCAGCAGCCUCAGCAUCAUCCGUCUCAUAACCAUCAAUCGCGUCGAUCAUCACCUGUGAAAGCAAUACUCCACGGCAACGGAACCGGCGGACCACCGGUGCCCCAUCAAAACGGUUCAGUACCGGGACAGGUUCCUCCUCCUGCCCGGAAAAAAUCCCGAACCCGUAGCAGGGAACGAUUAUUCAGCGAAAAAUACGUCAGCGAUAACAAUCUGACAGAGUAUCACAAUGAGAAGCUAAAAGCCAAUGGCAAUCAGUCUUCUGGUAAUGCACCUGCUCAACCCCAGCAGCAGACAACAGACCAUGGCCACCACAAUGGGAUUUAUCGGAAAAGCAAUCGCAGCUACAAGAAAAACAGUGAACGGCUGAAAAAGAAGGACCGAAUCCUGGUUUACCCGAACCUGGUCCAGAGCGAAACCAUCGAUAAUUUACUAACCAGUAGCAAUAAUAACAACAACAAUAACAGUAUUAUCAUCAACCUGAAUCAGGUGGAUCAGCUCUCGAAGCAGCAGGAAAAAUCGGGACCACUCAAUCUCAAAAACACCUACUCGGAACCAUCGCUCUACACCACGGUCUCGGAACCGUCCUCCUCCAAGAAGCAUCGGCACCGGCGUCGACGGGAACGCUUCCGAUCCCAACAGCAGCAGCAGCACCAGCACCUUCGCUUCGGCUACGAGAUCCAGAAUGUGGACGACUUCCUCAGCAAGUGCUCCCUUUCCUCUCCGGGGAACAUUCCGGUGGUGCUAUCGGCGGCGACCACCCUGUACCAAACGCGGCCCGGCUGCUACCAGAUCGAGAUUCCGCUCCCCCUCGGGAUGGUCGUCAAUGCCGUCUUCAAGAACCAAAACUGGCUCUACGUCCAGACGCCGCACGCCGAGGAGGGUUACGUGGCGUACGAGACCUGCCUACCGUUGGGCAUUUUGCCGCCAAACCAAAGAUCAAGUUCCACCUCGAAACCGACUCCGUGUUGGGAGUCCAGCAAAGAUAUCUUCCCGCGACCGAGCGGCAACCUGACCGACAGCGAGAAGGAGAUCCAACAGCUACACGGCGGUGGCGGAACCCGUUCGGAAGGUCGCCGUACGCCACGCCUCAAACGGUGCAACACCAACAGCCGCAGUACCACCUCGAUUGCGUGCAACAGCGAGAAGAACCUGGAUUCGCUGUACCUGAGGGUGGCGAAUCAACCGAAAGCGGUCGAUUCGCAGACACAAUUUGCUCAACUCAAACUAACGACCAAGGUGCUGAACGGAAACAACGUUCCCGGGAAGGUGGAGAAGUCGAUUCUGCUGGGUAGCGAUCAGUUGGACAAACUGCCAGCUCAUGGUGACUACAUUCAGCUGCACAAACCGCUGAGCCAUCACGCGCAUCACCACCACCACAAGAUUCUGAUCAAAACCGGAAGCGGCGGAAGUGGCGGAUCUGGCAGUAGCCUCAUCAACGGAGGAAUCUAUCAAAAGACUGGCAACAACGUUAUCUAUAACAACGGUAGCAAUGGUAGUAAUACCAGUGCCAAUGGUACAAAGGUAGCUUCUAGUAAUGGUGGAAAUCUACGGACGACGGCUGUCAGGCAGACACUGCUGGCGGUCACGGAAAACUACUGCUCCGAAACGAUAAAUGUUCAAAAGGGAGAUGUGGUCACGUUGCUCGCCUGCAAAGAGUACCAGGAAAAGGGUCUGAAAAACUAUAAACAGUGGUUCUUUGUGAGAACCCGGGAGGGCAAUGAAGGAUACAUUCCAGCCGAAGCUGCCGGGCAUGGAUUUCUGUAGAUGCAAUCUAGACUAAAUAAGGUGCAGAGUUAGAUUGGUAGGGGAAACAAACUUGAUGGAAAUCUACCUGCUAUUCUGAUAUUGAACUAUUUAGAAUGAUCGUAGCUGUUGUAUGUAUAAAAUUUAAAACUAGAAGUUCGUGUUCGUGUACUGUAGAAGCAUAAAGUAGUAGAAAGUUAGGCGUUAUUUCAUUAUAACCAAAUGAUAUUUAAAGUAUUAAUAAAAUAGUAAUGAAC
Uranotaenia lowii is the source of this 3798-nucleotide messenger RNA. RefSeq lists its product as uncharacterized. Lineage: Eukaryota; Metazoa; Arthropoda; Insecta; Diptera; Culicidae. The transcript has 4 exons. Gene Ontology annotation, molecular function: protein binding. The record is from RefSeq and is a predicted model, not a curated record. The coding region runs from base 773 to 3562 and encodes 929 amino acids.